Messenger RNA from Peromyscus leucopus (white-footed mouse), 9359 nucleotides. RefSeq names its product unc-5 netrin receptor C (gene Unc5c). Gene Ontology annotation, biological process: netrin-activated signaling pathway. Gene Ontology annotation, molecular function: netrin receptor activity; protein binding. The transcript has 17 exons. The coding region runs from base 94 to 2946 and encodes 950 amino acids. NCBI's taxonomy places the organism in Eukaryota, Metazoa, Chordata, Mammalia, Rodentia, Cricetidae. Gene Ontology annotation, cellular component: membrane. The record is from RefSeq and is a predicted model, not a curated record.
CGGUGGCCGGAUUCAGCCUCCUGCCCGGCGGGGCUCUCUGCUGUUUGCGCGUCUCCCGGUGGCGUUCCUCUUCCCCGCACACCUCUGCCGACGAUGAGGAAAGGUCUGCGGGCGACAGCGGCCCGCUGCGGACUGGGACUGGGAUAUGUGCUGCAGAUGCUUGUGUUACCUGCCCUGGCCCUGCUCAGCGCCAGCGGCACUGGCUCGGCCGCUCAAGAUGAUGACUUUUUUCAUGAACUCCCAGAAACCUUUCCAUCUGAUCCACCUGAGCCAUUGCCACACUUCCUCAUUGAGCCUGAAGAAGCUUACAUAGUGAAGAACAAGCCUGUGAACCUGUAUUGUAAAGCAAGCCCUGCCACCCAGAUCUACUUCAAGUGUAACAGUGAAUGGGUUCAUCAGAAGGACCACGUAGUAGACGAGAGAGUAGACGAAACGUCUGGUCUCAUUGUGAGAGAAGUGAGCAUUGAGAUUUCACGCCAGCAAGUGGAGGAACUGUUUGGGCCUGAAGAUUACUGGUGCCAGUGUGUGGCCUGGAGUUCAGCAGGCACCACGAAGAGUCGGAAGGCAUAUGUGCGCAUUGCCUAUCUACGGAAGACAUUUGAGCAGGAACCCUUGGGAAAGGAAGUGUCCCUGGAACAGGAAGUCUUACUCCAGUGUCGGCCACCUGAAGGGAUCCCAGUAGCUGAGGUGGAGUGGCUAAAGAAUGAAGACAUAAUUGAUCCUAUUGAAGAUCGAAAUUUUUAUAUUACUAUUGAUCACAACCUGAUCAUCAAGCAGGCCCGGCUCUCAGACACAGCAAAUUAUACCUGUGUUGCCAAAAACAUUGUUGCCAAGAGAAAAAGCACCACGGCCACUGUCAUCGUGUAUGUUAAUGGUGGUUGGUCCACUUGGACAGAGUGGUCUGUGUGUAACAGCCGCUGUGGACGAGGAUAUCAGAAACGUACGAGAACCUGUACCAAUCCAGCCCCACUCAAUGGUGGGGCCUUCUGUGAGGGGCAGAGUGUGCAGAAAAUAGCAUGCACUACAUUGUGCCCAGUGGAUGGCAGGUGGACAUCAUGGAGCAAGUGGUCAACCUGUGGGACUGAAUGCACCCAUUGGCGCAGGAGAGAGUGUACGGCUCCAGCACCCAAGAAUGGGGGCAAAGACUGUGAUGGCCUGGUCCUGCAGUCCAAGAACUGCACUGAUGGGCUAUGCAUGCAGGGAUUCAUUUACCCCAUUUCAACUGAACACAGAACCCAGAAUGAAUAUGGAUUUUCUUCUGCUCCUGACUCAGAUGAUGUUGCGCUCUAUGUUGGGAUUGUGAUCGCUGUCACUGUUUGUCUGGCGAUCACUGUUGUAGUGGCCCUGUUUGUCUACCGGAAGAACCACCGUGACUUUGAGUCUGACAUCAUUGAUUCCUCAGCACUCAAUGGCGGCUUUCAGCCUGUGAACAUCAAGGCUGCCAGACAAGAUCUCCUGGCAGUGCCCCCGGAUCUCACUUCAGCUGCAGCCAUGUACAGGGGACCUGUCUAUGCUCUGCAUGAUGUCUCAGACAAAAUCCCAAUGACCAAUUCUCCAAUUCUGGACCCACUGCCCAACUUGAAAAUCAAAGUGUACAACACCUCAGGUGCUGUCACCCCCCAGGAUGACCUCUCUGAGUUCACAUCCAAGCUGUCUCCCCAGAUGACCCAAUCCUUGUUAGAGAAUGAGGCUCUUAACCUGAAGAACCAGAGUCUUGCGAGACAGACUGACCCAUCCUGCACAGCAUUUGGCACCUUCAACUCGCUUGGGGGUCACCUCAUCAUUCCUAACUCAGGAGUAAGCUUGCUGAUUCCCGCUGGGGCCAUUCCCCAAGGGAGAGUCUACGAAAUGUAUGUGACUGUACACAGGAAAGAAACUAUGAGGCCCCCCAUGGAAGAGUCUCAGACCUUACUGACCCCUGUGGUGAGCUGUGGGCCAUCUGGAGCUCUGUUGACCCGCCCUGUCAUUCUCACUCUGCAUCAUUGUGCAGACCCCAACACUGAAGACUGGAAGAUCCAGCUCAAAAACCAGGCAGUGCAGGGACAGUGGGAGGAUGUGGUGGUGGUGGGAGAGGAAAAUUUCACAACCCCCUGUUACAUUCAGCUGGAUGCAGAGGCUUGCCACAUCCUCACAGAGAACCUCAGUACCUAUGCCCUGGUUGGGCAGUCCACCACCAAAGCAGCCGCCAAGCGCCUGAAACUGGCCAUCUUUGGGCCCCUCUGCUGUUCUUCCCUGGAGUACAGCAUUAGAGUCUACUGCCUGGAUGACACACAGGAUGCACUAAAGGAAGUUCUACAGCUGGAGAGGCAGAUGGGAGGACAACUCCUAGAAGAACCGAAGGCUCUUCAUUUUAAAGGCAGCAUCCACAACCUGCGCCUGUCGAUUCAUGACAUCGCCCAUUCCCUCUGGAAGAGCAAAUUGCUGGCUAAGUAUCAAGAAAUUCCAUUUUACCAUAUCUGGAGUGGCUCUCAGAGAAACCUCCACUGCACCUUCACCCUGGAAAGACUCAGCCUAAACACUGUGGAGCUGGUUUGCAAGCUCUGUGUGCGUCAAGUAGAAGGAGAAGGCCAGAUCUUCCAGCUCAACUGCACUGUGUCAGAGGAACCGACUGGCAUCGACUUGCCUCUGCUGGACCCUGCGGGCUCCAUCACCACUGUCACAGGACCAGGUGCUUUCAGCAUCCCUCUCCCUAUCCGGCAGAAGCUAUGCAGCAGCCUGGAUGCCCCCCAGACAAGAGGCCAUGACUGGAGGAUGCUAGCCCAUAAACUCAACCUGGACAGGUACUUGAAUUACUUUGCCACCAAAUCGAGCCCAACUGGCGUGAUCCUGGAUCUUUGGGAAGCACAAAACUUCCCAGAUGGAAACCUGAGCAUGCUGGCAGCUGUUCUGGAAGAAAUGGGAAGACACGAAACAGUAGUGUCCUUAGCAGCAGAAGGGCAGUAUUGACCAUACUGGAACUGAAAUUGAGGGACAAAAUUACACAGGGAGUCUGUGUCCAGGGGAACCACAGCUGAGGAGGAAAUCCAGAUGGGACCAAGGCGCUUUUCAGGCAAGAUGGCAGCAGGAAAGGUGGGGGACAGGUACAACCACCAAGGUACAUGCCCACUUCAUUCGGACAGCACCACCAUGGGAGUUAAGAAAAAUUUGUGUAAAUUUGUACCUUGAAUUUAGAAAUCAAUCUAAUUUUCUCUUCGUUGGGCUGUAUGCUGUAUGGUACAGGAUCUUACAGUUUCCUAGGAAACGCUUUUUAUUGCUAUCCAGAUGUAUGGAUAAACUUUCUUAACAAACCCAAUUUCUACAAACGUUGUUUACAUCAAAUUGGACAGGGAUACAGACACUGUCCAUGGCUUGUUCUAUUUUUGUUCCAAUCAUUUGAAGUUGAAGCUGUGGACGGUUUGUUGAGUCUAUUUCAGAUUAGUAAUUUACAGAGAAAUCACAGACUUUUGCUACAAAUCAUGUACAUCAAGUGUCUCAGAUAAUCCUCCCAUCAGUGUUCUGUUUCUGAAACUUGUCGGACCAGUGUUGGCAUUUUUAUCAGGGAAGUGGAGACUCUAAAAGGAGGAAUUACCAAGAUUCCUUAUGCCAUGGGGGAACCCAAUUGGUAUCCUUUGGGAACAGAGCUGCAGCGUUGCAGGGAAGACAGUGAUCACGUACCUCCACACAAACAUUUCAGUACCACAUGUGUUUGUAAUAUGCUAUUUCAAGUGUUUUUUAAAAAUAGUAUCAUUGUUAUUGAUGAGUAUUACAAAUAUUCUAGUAAAAAGAUUUUCUUUUUGUUUUAGUUAGCAAUACUGUUAGUAUUUGGUAUUGACUAGACCUGCCUCCCUCUCCUGCAUAAAGAGGUGGGCGUGGUCACCAGUUUAGUUCAAUAGGCUUUGCUUCCUUAACCUUUGAUCUACCUUUCUGUGGUGUUGGAGACUGAAAUGCUCACUGGCUAUGUCUGCUCGUGCAGCUUGCUCAGGCAGUCUUUCUGUUCUGGGUCUUAUCAUGAAGAGGGUUCUCUAUGUAAAGCUCAUUUAAUCUUCUGGCUAUCUAUCUGAGAGGCAGUGUGGUUUGUGGGCAAUAGCUCCUGAACUAGGAAUCAGGGAGCCAAUUAUCAUUCUAGAGUUGCUCGCUGACCAUUGACCUUGGGGAAAACAUUGAAACUCACUGUAGCUCAUUUUACUUAUCUAUAAACUAUGGGGUGAGAUCUGAUCAUCUUAAGAUUCCAGAAUGCUAAACUCCCAUUGUGAUGCCAUCAGUCUUAUUCAUCAAUUUGACGAUUAUAAGAGAUUCUAGCCUGGACCAUUCAUCCAGCCAGCCUUUUGCUGGAAUACAUUGCAUCUUUCAGGCAGUAUUGACUUGAAAAGGGGAUUACUUCAACAUGCAUAUAUUUGUUUGGCUCUCUUGUCUUUGUAUCAUGGUUGCAUGAUGCUGUUCACUGAGAAAUGACAUCUUUUUAUUAUCAUUGUGUUGUCCUCUGUGGGCGGAAGGCUACACUCCAGCCUUCCAACUAGUUAUAAAUCUACUUUACUCAUUUAUUGAUCUCUGGAUCUCAAGACCAUUUCUACAAAAUACCCACGCAGCUGAAGAAAUUGGUACAUUUUUUUCUUCCUUCAUUAAUCUUUGCUUUAAUAAUAUUCAGUUGUGUUUACAGAGUUUAAUUAGCUCUUUUAUCCUACAAAAUGUUAGUUGUGGAAACUAUGAGUUUUCCUUGGAACCAUCACCGCUUCUUUUAAUAUAGGACCUCCAUUCAGCAGAUGGAGAAUGAAAACUUAGCAGCCCCAGUCAGUUAGACAAACAGGGAGCACCCAUGUCCUUAAACCAGAGCCUUCAAAAUAUUACUGUGGCUUCCUCUGGGGAUGGCAGUAUCCAGUACGCAGAAUAGAUUCCAAUUAGAAGUCAUUUUGCCCAUUUCCUCUCCUAUUCCUGUUAGUUCUUGAUCUUCUCUGACUCUUCCGUCUUCGUCAUUAAAGAACUGUAGAUACAGUUGUGGAGGCUCAUCAUUCAUGCUGUUCAUCUUCUCUUUUAGAUAUGUAGUCUACAAUCUCAUUCUCUAACCAUUAGAAUAUCCACAUGUAAAACUCCUGGUCAAGGGGAAUAUUGUACUCCUAAACAAGUUCAGUGGCUGAUGUCUAUAACAAUCAGUUUGUUUUAACAUUUAAGAAUUUAGACAGGUAUUCUUAAAAAGCAAGAGGAAGAAAGAAUUGUCCACUGCUGCCUCUUGAAACAAAUAUGAAGAUUCCUCUUCAGUACUGGGAUUUGGGAAUCAUUAUAGAAAUCAAAACCUAGAGAUCUGGCCUGGAUGUUUUGUGUAACUUCAAUGCUUUGUAAAAAGUAGAGAGGAGAAAAAUGUGUUACCAUUCUGGUUAAUCUAUCCUAAAAACUGCUAAAUCACCAACAGAAACAUUGAAUAUAAGCAGAACAACAUUGUUGACGCUUUUGAAGCUACUCUGUUCAAGUAUCUAAAGAUACUUGCUUUUUGAUUCAGUUUCUCACAACAGGGAUAGGAAGAACGACUGAUCUCUUAUGAGGUACUCAUUGUCAUAAAACUACUUUCUAUCAUGUGAAUGAUAGUUUCCAAACUACAACGUGUAUGUGUGGUAUUUUCCUUUGGAGAAAAGUAAUAGUAGUUAGAUCACCGCUCUCCAACACACAAGGCUCACCUGACGCAGCUCAUUUCAGAGGGAGUAACCUUGUUACCUCUGUGGCAUGUCGGCCUUCCACAAAGCCUGAGGAAAGCGGUACUUGAUGCCCUUGGGUAGAAAAAUAAUCAUUUGUGUAUGGUGCCAUCUAGUGGCCUGCCACAUAGUUACUCGGCUUCAUAUACAGCUUACUAAAAGUUGACAAAGCAAGUAACAGUUUGACAGGAGAUUUGUGACAAAUAGACAUGGGGAGAUUUUCCUUUCAAGUGUUUACUUUCCUUAUUGUAAUAUUCAUUCAGUUAAAUCACCCAUUUCAAAAUUUUAUGAGUACAUCAUCUACUUGUUCAUACAUAAAUUACUUUCUUGUAACAGACAUGAAAUCUUUAUAAGUGGUUGAAAGUUGUCUUUUUAUUUAAGAAUCCCAUUGGGCUUUGCAUAUGUGAAAUCUUUUAGUUCCAAAAUACUACUUUUUAGAAACAUAAACUGUAUACAUUAAGGAGGUAACCCCAUCACACAGCUACACACACACACACACACACACACACACACACACACACACACACAGCAUCUCCUUGAGGGUUUUGAGAUAUAUUCUUGCUAGGUAUCCCAGGACAGCCUCAAAUCCAUAAUCCUAUUCCCAUAGGUUCUCCAGUAUUGAAACAUUAAGCAUGUACCAUUACCCCUCCUUUUCAAAGCUUUGUGUUUGUAAAUGAGAAUCCUGUGUCUGUGGAAAGGGAAAUUGUGGCUGUUGAUUAAGAAGAAUGACCUUCAGAUCAUGCUGAUCUUCUGAGAUUAUGAAUGUCAAGGAAGAGGCUUCAUGUUCUCAUUUUUUUCUCAUGAUAUUAAUUCAAAUUGACUUGAUAGCUGAGUACAAGGUGACGACAAGCAUGUGUCAAGGAACUCACAGCCAAACAUCUUCAAAGCAGACACAUUACCUCUGCUAUACAAAGGCUCCAUCUUCACCUGAGCAAAUUUUCAUCUCUUUGAGGAAAAGAUCUUUGGGGGAUGAGAGAUCCAGGAUCAAACUGUAUUAUUAGCUAUUUUCAUUUAUGCUAUGAUUUUUAAUCAUUUUUAAAUCAUUCCACUAUCAAAGAGUAGAGACUUUUCUUUAGGGAAAAGUCACAAUGACUACAUUUAGGGUCCUCUGGAUUUCUAGAGUUCAGAUACCAGACAUUCAGUGGUUUUAAAGACAUUUUUCCUAAAAUAAAUUGAAAAGGGAACAUUCAGAGGGUGGGAUCUGGACACGCCACUUCUGGAGAAAAGCAGGCAGGCUCUUGUCUUACAUCUCCACGUGUCUCUGUGGAGGACCCGGCAGGCAGCUGUGCUCUUGGGUCCCUCCACCUCCAUAGUCACAGGAUGAAGGGAGCUUCCAAGAAUGAUGUUCUGUCCCAGAAUCCAGCCAGCCAUCCAAUCCAUGCUCUGGGGCUAUGCCAUGUAGAACCAACUGAAGAAGUUGUGAUGAAAGUAGAAAGAUUUACUUGUUUUGAGUCUCCAAGAUGAACAAGAGUUUGUUCGAGCUGAGCAAUUGCUCUGGACAAGUAAUCCAUUCGUAUGGCAAUGUUGGUGGAAGUCCAAGGCCAGUGGCAGAAAGGAGGACUGCAGAAACACAGUGGGGGUGGAAUGAGGCUUGAGACAUCUUUUUUGAGAAGCUUUGCUAAUCAGAACAUCAUUGUUCAAACCAGUCACUUGUAAAGAUGAUAAUGGCCAAUGAGCAUCUUAUUUUAUAGAUCCAAAAGGAAAAAUAUUUUUAUUAUUAUCUCGUUAAUAAAACUGGUUUUGCCUUCCGAGUGCCUCGUGGGACCAACUAUCUUAUUCCUUUAGUUUUGUAUUGGUUUUGUAUUUUUAAGUAUACUGAGCUGACAUUGACUGAAAACCUUAUAACUCUCCUUCUGUGCAAUGAAAUGCCAUUUCUCUGCCCUCAAGAGAUCCAUUUGUGUCACCUCUGUUUAUCACCUUGACAGGUCCCCUAAAAUGUUUUUGAUGGAAUGGGGACUACAGGGAAUAUAUACAUUAUAACCAAUACUAAUUUAAGUUUAUGGUCAUGUAGGCUACAUAAAUGUUUCCAAAUCUUGACAACUAAGUUCAUUUUUUAAAAGAGUGGAGAAGGCCUGCAUGUACCUGGGUAGAGUAUCUCUUCAAACUAACAAUGCAGCUAUGGAUCCUUUGGUAUUAUUGGACAGAUGGUUGCCCCCAUCCUUUUUUUUUUUUUUCUGAAAACUUACUGUGAUAGUCUUCAGAAAGUCCAGUGGGCUUGACUGUUUCCUUUAUUGAGCUGUGGUGGGAUAUUAAUGUGGCUCAUUCAACCAAAGGUGUUUUCUGCCAGAGGCCUAUUUAAAUGUGGUUGGGGAGGUAUCCUCAGGACAAACACACUCCAUAAACAUAAUAGCAGGCAAACCCAAUGGGAUGUAAGAUGCUACCUGAAAGUCUUCAGUAUACUCAACUAUAUACUGAAGGGAUCUGUCCCGGGAACUUCCAAAAUCCUAAAUUGGAAGUCCCCACCAUAUAUGGGACAGUCAUGGCUCAACCCACUGGUUGGUCAAUACAAAACCAGGGAGUGUGUGAGAUACAGCUGUCCACCAACCAUGCUAUUUGCUAUGGCACAACAGCUUUUUCUAUAUUAUUUGAGAAUUCGUGCUAUGGCAGAAUCAUAAAUUGCAGGCGACAGUACUGUUGGGCCCAUUUUAAAAAGCUUAAACUCUGUGUCAUCUAUAUAUACCAAAGGCCUAAUGCCACGGAGCCUGGUGACACCCAGCAGUGGUGACUGUGAACUGUCGGCUGGUUGUACUGAUCAGUAGCCUAAGGGUGAUGAGCUCUUGGCCUUUGAUCUUCACUCAGCACUAUGAAGUGGUGACAUCAAAGCAUCAUGAUGAGCUCUAUGCUGUAUGUUAAACCAGUUUUAAGACAGCAUACAAAGCAAGGGAUCCACAGCCAGUAGAAAAAUGCCUUUGCCGUUUUUAUGUUCCUCCAGUCAUUAAUAGGACCUAUAACUGUACACAUAUGGAUUCUCAUAUUUUUCUUCAGAUCUUGGAAAAGAAAGAGGAGCCAGUUGAACACAUGACUUGCAUUCCUUCUUUCACUUUUUUCCUAGACCUGCUAUGAGUAGUGAUGCCCUCACCCUCCAGCCAAUGUGUUUAGCCAAGUUGCAGGGAAUAUUAUCACUGUGUGUGCACUUGCGUGUGUGUUGGAUGUCACAGUGUUGUGUGUAUUGAGCUUAAUAUUGAGCUGUAGGGAACCAGUAACCUUCCUCUUUGUUCUAAAGAUGAAAACCAAUAUUCAUCAGAAAACAAUCCCCAGCUUUCUGCCAAAGGAAGGCUGGGUCACCCUUGGGCUGUCUUCUUUGGACCAGCUCAACUUCAUAAGUAUCAGGUUGAAAUUUUAUGCUUUGUCAGUUUUUCUUUAUGGUUUUAGCAAAACAACACCACCUUGGCUUCUCAGACAUGGAACACUCCUUUGUUACAGAAUUCUGUCUUGCUGUAUCUUCUAUGCAAAUCCUUUUCUAAUGACCCCUGGUGGCAGAGGAGUGCUCUCCAGCAUUCCGCCCAUCGCCUUGCUGUGUGGUGGAGGUGAGGGACACCAGCUUUGGGUGUGCCUCUUUUCUCUCCCCAGUUGCCUCACCCAAUUUCCCUGCAGUCCCCUUGGUUUGUAAAUUGCCUGCAUUUAUUCUGUCAGCCAACAUGUACAAAAUGUAAGAAAGAAUUUUUAAACAGGUAAUAAAUUAUAUUUAUAAGCAAUAGA